AGCCGUGACUGUAGAAGAAGAAGAAGAAUCAGUAGCAGCAGCUGCAGAAGAAGAAGAAUGAUGGUGGAGUAGAGCUGGGAAGAGAAGCUUGCAGUGUUAGCUUUGUGAAUUUGUGGAAUUCGCAGGAAGUCAGUUGUGUAGUCGUAGCACAAAUGGAUAUUUCAGUCGUCGAAGGAACAAUGACUUCAGCUCAGUGUUUGAGGGACUUUAUCAGCGGACGACUGACGGCUGCUGCUGAGGAAAUAUUUCAGGUCUUUGAAAAAACUGUCCUCCAGUACGAGGAGGAGCUCGCUCGGCAGCGCACACUGUUGGACAUCACCUGGAAACCCGAGAUAAAGUUACUCCGAAUAGACCUCCCUCAACAACGUGUUUGUAAGGAGGAGGAAGAGGAGGAGGAUCUCACUGACCAACAACUUUGUUAUCAGGAGGCGAACUCCAGUCUGGCGCAGGAGGAACCAGAUCCCCCACGGAUUAAAGAGGAACAGGAGGAACUGUGCACCAGCCAGGCAGGAGAGCAGCUUCUACUGAAGGAGGAGACUGAUAUCAUUAUGGUUACUCAGACUUAUGAGGAAAGUAAAUACAGUGAACCAGAACCCGACAGUGAACAGCUCCUUUUUGACAAUUCUCCUCUACCUGACAGCCAAACUGAGGAAGGACACAAACUUGUACAGCUAGAGUCGGCUGCAAAUUCAGAGCCAAAUGACAAACCUCACACAAACGAAAGUCACAGUAAUAAUGUACAUCACUCUCUGUCAGAAAGUCCUGACGCAGGGAAAAAUUCUUUUCACUGUGACUUUUGUGGAAAAGCCUUUCAGAAGAAGUCCCAAAUGCAGAAACAUAGCCGGACUCACACGGGUGAGAAGCUGUACCCCUGCAAAACAUGUGGGAGAAGUUUCACUCAUAGCACUUCCUUGAAAGUCCACAUGCGAAUCCACACAAGUGAAAAGCCGUACUCUUGCAAAAUAUGUGGGAAAAGUUUCAACAAUAGCACUUCCCUGACAGUUCACACCAGAGUCCACACAGGUGAGAAGCCUUACACCUGCAAAAUGUGUGGGAAAAGUUUCAGUCAAAGUUGCCAUUUGACUUCCCACGUAAGAACUCACACAGGUGAGAAGCUGUAUUCCUGCCAAACAUGUGGAAAAGGCUUCGUCAACAGCGCCGACGUGAAAAUCCACAUGCGAACCCACACGGGCGAGAAGCCGUAUUUUUGCGAUAUAUGCGAGAAAAAUUUCAUCCACAGUUCUCACCUGAAAGUUCACAUGAGAAUCCACACAGGUGAGAAGCCGUAUUCUUGCAAAACAUGUGGAAAGGGAUUCAGUAAUAGCAAUUCCUUGAAAGUCCACAUGAGAAUCCACACAGGCGAGAAGCCGUAUUCAUGCAAAGCUUGUGGGAAGAGUUUUAACCAAACUUGUCAUCUGACUGCACACAUGAGAACUCACACAAGUGACAAGCUGUUUUCUUGCAAAACCUGUGAUGAAAGUUUCAGUAACAGUGCCGACCUAAAAGUCCACAUGGAAAUCCACACGGGUGAGAAGCCGUGUUCCUGUAAAACAUGUGGGAAGAUAUUCAGCUAUAGGAGUGACUUGAGAGCCCAUAUGAGAAUCCACACAGGUGAGAAACCAUAUUCCUGCAAAAUAUGUGGGAACAAUUUUAGAUACACAACUUCCUUGAAAGUCCACAUGAGAAUCCACACAGGUGAGAAGCCAUAUUCUUGCAAAAUUUGUGGGAAAAAUUUUGUCCAAAGUUGUCAUUUGACUUCCCACAUGAGAAACCACACAAGCGAGGAGCUGUCUUCUUGUAAAACAUGCGGGGACACUUUCAGUAGUAGCGCUGACCUGGAAGACCACAUGAAAAUCCGCACAGGUGAACAACUGGACUCUGGCAACACAUGAAGGAGAAUUUUUAAUUAUUAGUUUUUUUUGCUGUCCACAUGAGAGCUCACUUAUAUUAGAAGCCUAAUAUAAGUGAGCGGGGGGGGGGG
Messenger RNA from Acanthochromis polyacanthus (spiny chromis), 1981 nucleotides. RefSeq names its product gastrula zinc finger protein XlCGF57.1-like. NCBI's taxonomy places the organism in Eukaryota, Metazoa, Chordata, Actinopteri, Pomacentridae. Bases 153 to 1892 code for a protein of 579 amino acids. Gene Ontology annotation, biological process: regulation of transcription by RNA polymerase II. Gene Ontology annotation, molecular function: DNA-binding transcription factor activity; RNA polymerase II cis-regulatory region sequence-specific DNA binding. The record is from RefSeq and is a predicted model, not a curated record. The transcript has 2 exons.